ACUGACAUGUGUGUAUAUCUGACAAAAAUGGUGUCCGUUUACCAGCUGGCAUUUAUUCUUUAGCUGAAAAAUACAGUUUUAGUGUGUUUUAUUUUAUUAUGGCGACUGUUCUUGAUUUAGUGAAACACUAUCAACAUGCAAUUGAAAAAUAUCCCAACGAUGAACAAAAAAUAUUAAAGAGCAUAGACAAGCUAUUCAAUCUAGAUGUGACUGUGCAACAUCUACAAGACACAGGAGUUGGGAGAACUGUGAAUGCACUGCGCAAAGAGCCAGGGAAUGUCGGCCAAGCGGCUCGUGCACUAGUAUGCAAAUGGAAACUUAUGGUUGCAGCUGAGGAGAGCGACCAAGAUGGAGAUCAAAACCCUGACACUAAAAAAUACAAUGGCUAUGAUAAUGAAAGACAUUCUGAUGACAAUGUGAAAAGAAAUUCACGAAACCAGCAAGACCAUGAAGAGAAGUCUAUCUCCAGAACUGAGUAUAAGAAUGGUAAUCACAGUGGAAGUAAAAGGAAAUAUCACAGUAGUGAGGAAGAAGAACCAGAUCCAAAGAAAAGUAAAAGUUCUAACAGCAGCUACAGAAAUGAUCAAAAAACUAACAUUAAAAUAAAAAAAGAGUCUUCUGAAUCUGGAACUGAUGAUUCUGAUCAGUCAUGCAGUGAUUCUGAUGUAUCAGAAUAUUCUGAAGAAGAACAGGAAACAAAGCUUAAACAUAAAAUUAAACAAGAAACAUCAGAACACCACAAAUCUAAACACUCUUCAAAUAAGAAUCAUAGUGACCACAAAAAAGAAUCUUCUAGUUCAAAAAAACCACACAAUUCUGAUAAACAUGACAAAAACAGACACCAUGAUGAAAAAACAUCUUCAGAGAAAUCAACAACAAAAGAUAAAUCUCAAACUUCACAUAAACAUAAAAGUUCAAAGGAUAAAGAUGUUAGUACUGAAAAGCAUUCUAAAUCAGAACACAAUUCAUCUGAAAAAGAGAAGCACAAAGAAGAGACAAGCUCAUCCAAACACAGAAGCAGUUCUGAUAAACAUAAAUCUUCCAAGUUGGAUAUUAGUAAUGAAAAACACAACAGUGAUAAGCAUUCUGACAAAACUGAAAAGAGUAGAAGUUCAAGUAACUCUCACAAAUCUGAUAAAGAUAAGAAUAAGAGCUCUUCUCGUAAGGAAACCUCUGUUGAGAAAGACAAAUCUAAAGAAAGUCAUAGUUCUAAGGAAAAACAUAGUUCCUCUAGUAAGGAAAGAUCAAAAGAUAGAAGUAGUUCCUCUAAGGAAAAGUCAGAGCAUAGUCAUAAAAGUGAAAAGAAACAUUCAACAAAUGAUAGUAAAGAUAGUAAAUCAAAGCAUAGUGAGAGCAAAGACAAGUCUGGCAGAAAAGAUGGGUGUAGUAGUGAAAGUAAAUCAAAGCAUAAGUCUAAUUCAUCAUCUCAUUCAAGUAAAUCUAGCAAAGAUAAAUUGAAAGAGGAUAUACCAAAGAAAAAGUCUGAUAGUAGUGCCGAUAGUGAUGAUGGCAUCAACUGUGAGUCAGGUGCUAGUUUUGCUGAAGCCUUAGGUAUGAUUAGUCCUGCAAAGCCGAAGAAGAAGGCUAAAAUUCAAUCUGUAGUCUCACCUAAUUUGUCAAAUAGUGCAGAUCUUAGUCCGGCAGUGCUUCUGGCUCCAAAUGCGAAAUUAACCCCGUUGCCUGCUCUAGAAAUAUCCGCGUUACCAGAGAUCUCACCCAAUUACAAGCCGCGUCCUCCACCCAAGUUUUUACCGCACUUCACAGACGAAGAAGCUAUGAGCGCUGUCAUAUCUUCUAAAAAUCAGAGAACUAAGGUAUAUUCUGGUAAUAAAGUUAUAGGAAAGAUCUCAACUCUAUAUGAAAUGUGUGUACAAGUACUCCAGGAGCACAUUGAUGCUCUCGAAUAUACGGGCGGCGUGCCAUAUGAUAUUCUUAAGCCCGUGGUGGAUAAAGCUACCCCCCAACAGCUGUUUAUGCUGGAACAUUACAAUCCAUAUCUGAUGGAUGAUACUGAUCAUUUAUGGCAAAACUUCUGCCAGAAACACUUCAGGAGCAAGCAAAGGCAAGAGAUGGAAACUUGGAGGGAAAUGUAUAUGAGAUGCCAAGAAGAACAAGAGCACAGGUUAAAGUCUUUGACUGCCAACAUAAAAAUAGCUCAAGAAAAGGCUAAAGCGCCCAUCAAACAAACAAAAAUGGCGUACGUUGAUACGGUUGUGAAACCACCAAGGAACAUUGCACGUAAACAGGUGAGAUAAGUAUUAAAUAUUAAUAUGCGUAACCGUAGAGAAAAGGUUAUACCUUUUCUCUUAUAUAUAUAUCUUCUUCCUUUCCUUUUCUAUUAUAUCGGAAG
Messenger RNA from Diatraea saccharalis (sugarcane borer), 2350 nucleotides. Lineage: Eukaryota; Metazoa; Arthropoda; Insecta; Lepidoptera; Crambidae. The record is from the annotation of a GenBank genome assembly.